Schistosoma turkestanicum is the source of this 2169-nucleotide messenger RNA. Lineage: Eukaryota; Metazoa; Platyhelminthes; Trematoda; Strigeidida; Schistosomatidae. The record is from the annotation of a GenBank genome assembly.
AUGAAGAAGUACAACGAGUCAAGCAAGUGUUUUGUUCUUUAUAAAGACUCCACAAAUAUACCAAAACUAUUGAAAGCAUCCUAUGCCAAAUUCUCCGUAUCUUACGGUGGUUAUCUACAUGAAAAACAUGUAACUGAAACUGAACUUGUUUAUAAUAAUGUUUCACCGAAUUAUACAACACGUCUUAAUUUAGAAUAUUGUUUUGAAGAGAAACAAAUUAUCACAACAGAAAUAUUUGAAUGUGAUCGUGAAGAUCGUGAGAAUUCCAUUCUUCUCGGUUACAUUCAAUGUACUGUUGGUCGUGUGAUACACAGUGGUGGUGAAUUAAUAUUACCAAUCAUAUGGAAUGAAGAUAUUCAAGUUGAUCGAAAUACAUCAACCGAUGUAGUUGUUUGCAUUCGAGAAGAUCCUUUCUCUAAAGAAAAUAUUUUUAUUAAAAUGAAUGGAGCAAAUUUGGACAAAAAAGACUUUUUUGGUAAAUCAGAUCCAUAUGUAAUUAUUUAUCGAAGAAAUGAACGAGGAAAAUUACAAAAAUGUUAUCGAAGUGAAGUGAUCAAGAAUACGUUAUUUCCAGACUGGAAACCCAUUCUAAUAUGUUUAGAUCGAUUAUGUGGUGGAAAUAUUGACUGUGAAUUAUAUUUUCGAUGCUUUGAUUGGGAUGGAGCUGUGGGUGAUUCAGAAGACGUUGAUACAGAAAUUGACGAUCCUCUUGGUAGAAGGUCUACGCCCAAAAAAUCUAUUGAGGAUAAUGUUAACUUCGAAAACAUAAAAAAAAUGUUUUUUGUACUCCCCACACAUAAAAAGCAAAAAUUAUAUAAUACACUAGGUACUCUUACUGUAAAAUUAUAUUUUGCUCAAUCGAAAUAUUCAUUUCUCGAUUAUAUAUUUGGCGGUCUCAGUAUAAAUGUUGUCGUAGCUGUCGAUAUGUCAACGCAUGCUUCAAUGACUUCAAUGAAAAAUACACCAAGUCAACAAAUAGAAUUAUCACAAUCUCAUACAGAAUAUGAAGUUGCCAUUCAAGCUGUCAUGGAAAUACUACAAGAAUAUGAUAGUGAUCAACUAUUUCCUGCUUUUGGAUUCGGUGCAAAAGUUUCAUCAGGUGGUAAAUUAUCGCACAGAUAUCCAUUGAAUGGUGAUGUGACCAAUUGUUAUUGUAAAGGUAUGGUCGGUGUACUUUCAGCUUAUCGACGUUGUUUAACUGAUUUAUACUCAUCUGGUCCAAUAUUAUUCGCACCGAUCAUACGUGAAGUUAGCGAAGCAGCUAAACAAAGUGAAGCAGCUGAAAAUUAUUAUGUUUUAUUAAUAUUAACUAAUGGUACUGUAGAUGAUUGGAUUGAAACUAAAAAAUCUGUAAUUGAAACUUCAUUUCUUCCUAUUUCAAUUAUUGUACUCGGUGUUGGUGGAGGAAAAUUUUCAGAAAUGGAAAUUUUAGAUCAAGAUUUUAGUUUAUUAAAAGUUGGUCAAGAACAAGCUUGCAGAGAUAAUGUACAAUUUGUACAAAUGAGACGAUUUUUACGAUUAGCUGCUGAUGGUUCAGACAGUAUUCGUUGGAGUAAAGUAGCAUUGGCUAAAGAAGUUUUAGCUGAAUUACCUUCACAGAUUUUAGAAUAUUUAGACAAAAAUCAUUUAAGUCCACAACAUCUUGUACCUAGACAAGCAGAAAAAUUAAAUGAUUUAACCAAUCCUGAUUGGUGGCGACGUUUUACCCAACCAUUAUCUGAAAAUCAAACUAGUUCAAUGAAUAAUUUCACAGAAAAUGACAAUAAUAAUAAUAAUAAUAAUGCUUUUCAACGUUUACAAUUAACUGAUAAAGAUAAUUAUCAAUCAACAACAUCAGCCGCAUCAUCAUCAUCAUCAAAUUUACCGCCGAUGAGUUCAACAUCUGCUGAGAAUAGCAGUAAUAACAACAACAGUAAUAAUUCUUCAACAUUGAAUGAAAUGAAAAGUUAUUCAAUGAAUCAACAACAAACAUCACCAAAAAAAUCAAUUUUACCAUUAUAUCGUCAAAUGUCAUUAGGUACAACAAAAUUAACAGAGAAUUAUCCAACAAAAACACGUUUUCGACGAUUACCUAGUGGAUUAGAUACAAAUAUCAAUACUAAUCGAAUUUCAUCCAGUCGAUCCAGUAAUACUAGUAGUAAUACUGGUGGUGGUAGCAGUUCAAAAUAG